Sardina pilchardus (European sardine) is the source of this 3499-nucleotide messenger RNA. It is a transcript of the gene ssbp3b, whose product is annotated as single stranded DNA binding protein 3b. Gene Ontology annotation, biological process: positive regulation of transcription by RNA polymerase II. NCBI's taxonomy places the organism in Eukaryota, Metazoa, Chordata, Actinopteri, Clupeiformes, Clupeidae. Gene Ontology annotation, molecular function: single-stranded DNA binding; protein binding. The transcript is spliced from 18 exons. Bases 114 to 1277 code for a protein of 387 amino acids. The record is from RefSeq and is a predicted model, not a curated record. Gene Ontology annotation, cellular component: nucleus.
UCAACCACUUUCCUUGUUGAGCCUGCGGCGGCCGAAGCCGAGACAAACGUCUUCAUAGAUGGAUUUUAGGGUAUAGCGAAAAAAAGAACGCGGGCGAGCUUUUUCAAUUAAUUAUGUUUUCCAAAGGCAAAAGCUCCGUUGUGCCAUCGGAUAACCAGGCACGCGAAAAGUUAGCCUUGUACGUCUACGAGUACUUGUUACACAUAGGAGCACAGAAGUCGGCACAGACAUUUCUGUCAGAGAUCAGAUGGGAGAAGAAUAUCACACUUGGGGAACCUCCCGGAUUUCUUCACUCAUGGUGGUGUGUUUUCUGGGACUUGUACUGUGCUGCUCCUGAAAGAAGAGAAAACUGUGAACACUCGAGUGAAGCAAAGGCCUUUCAUGACUAUAGUGCAGCAGCGGCCCCCAGCCCAGUCUUGGGCAACAUGCCUCCAGGAGAGGGCAUGCCAGGGGGACCGAUGCCACCGGGAUUCUUUCAGGGACCCCCUGGCUCCCAGGCGUCUCCUCACGCUCAGCCUCCCCCUCCUAGCGGUAUGAUGGGACCCCACGGCCAGUCAUUCAUGUCGCCACGCUUUCCUGGAGGCCCUAGAGGCCCACCCAUCCGCAUGGGCAACCAGCCUCCCGGAGGUGUUCCCACUGCCCAGCCCAUGCUCCCAAACAUGGACCCCAUGCGAAUGCAAGGAGUACCAAUGCAGAGGAUGAACAAUCCCAGAGGGAUGGGCCCAAUGGGACCAGGACCCCAGAACUUUGGCGGUGGCAUGAGACCUCCACACAACGCUAUGGGCCCUGGCAUGCCAGGAAUGAACAUGGGACCCGGAGGUGGACGACCACCAUGGCCAAACCCAAACAAUAACAACAAUAUGCCUUACUCAUCGCCCUCUCCUGGCAACUAUGGGGGACCCCCUGGUGGAGGAGGCCCUCCUGGAACCCCCAUAGUGCCCAGCCCCGCAGAUUCCAAUAAUUCCAGUGAAAACUUGUAUACUAUGGUGAACUCUGGACCGGGAAACAGAUCGAACGUAAGUUCGAGUUAUGCACAAUACCGGUUUCCAAUAGGCCCAGGCUCUGAUGGUCCACUAGGAGCCAUGGCAGGAAUGGAUCCCCUUCACCUGAACGGAGGAUCCGGAGAUUUGGAUGGUCUACCCAAGAAUUCACCAAACAAUUUAAGUGGCAUGAGCAAUCCAUCCGGAACUCCGCGAGAUGAUGACGUAGGAGGCAGCUAUCUUCAUUCCUUCCAGAGCGAGAGCCAGUACUCCCCCUCCAUGACGAUGAGUGUGUGAUGACCUGUCCAUCCUGCCUUGGGAAAUGCAUAAUUUGACCGCCAUACGUAAAUACUGGACAUGACCAAAUACAACUGCCGUAGGCCCCAAGUUUUUUUGUUACGUGCAGCGUUUUUUGGGGAGUUAUCUUUUUUUUUUUUUUUUUUUCUGAAAAGGACUUUGCCAUAAAUCUACGAACUUUCCUAAUGUGACGACCAGUUUCUUGACCUUUUUUUUUUUUUUGUCUGACGUUCCACCUACCAAGUAUAUUUACGGGAGCGUCGGCAAAUAUUCUCCACUGCGACAUCUACAGUUGGAUGCAUGUUAAAGUUUUUUUUUUUUUUCCCAUCACUGUUUUAUUUUAAUUUUAUUUUUAAUUCAGCCCAGAAUCCCCACUUCCCUGAUAUUGCCUACUUGUCAUUGUCGGACUACAGCAUGGGGUAAAGUGGACUUACUUCAAAAUCCGGAAUUGCUAAUAUGUGGCCUUCAACUGUGUGAUAUAGUUCAUUCGCUUUUAAUUAUUUUAUGUUUUAACUCUCCAAUACAGAGAACAAAAUGUCAGAGUGACAGAAUAACACGUUUCAAUAGAAGCAAUUACCGUUGUAAAUGGUUUUUAUUCUAUAUAGAUAUUUUUAUCUUCAAGAAAUCUUCCAUGCUGAUAAGUAUCACACACCAUCUGAGAAGUUCCCAUGUCUUAUCCUCUGCACUGAUUUUAGCCUAACGUUUUACGACUUUUUAUGAGGUAUAUGACUGCUGUCGUAAGGAGAUCCCAAACUCUUUGGAAACUACAGAGUAUUGCCCUCCCUGCCCGGUCUGCAAGUGUACUACCUAGAAAUCAACCCUCCCCCACCCCCCCAGUAGAUGGUGGCUGACUCUGAAUCGGACCCACGCCUGAUCCGGCCCAAACGUGGUCCAGUCAGCUGCUUGUGUAGUCGGCUGCUCUCUGAGCCCACUCCAAUUCACUCCUCAGGUCUGCGAAUCAUCAUCCUCUGCAUAGGCGCGUGUGGUGUGUGUGUGUGUGUGUGUGUGUGUGUGUGUGUGUGCGUGCAUGUGUGUGUGUCUCUCUAUCUCUCUCCCUCUCUCUCUCUCUCUCUCUCUCUCUCUCUCUCUCUCUCUCUCUCUCUCUCUCUCUCUCUCUCUCUCUCUCUCUCUCUCUCUCUGCCCGCACCGGGUUCCUUGCACGUUGUAGCCACUCCAUUUCUUGUAUUGUUAGUGCAGUUGGAAGCUGAUUAUUUAGACAGUUUAUGCCCCAAUCAUCACCUUUGAACACCUUUUUGAAGUUAACAGUAGCUCUGUAAUCUCUGUCAGUUAAGUGAAGACUUUGAGACAUUAAUUGAAAUCCUUCUGCCAUACUUUUCUUAUUUCCACUUGGAACACUUCAUCCAACAUCCACAAAUCUAGUAUAGGAUAUUUUUUAAUUUAUUAUAUUUAUGUGAACAAUUGAUAAUGCAGAUGACUCCUUUUUGUUUUACUUGUUGUUGGAUUGUCCCUGUUAAACCUGGUUUAGGGGAAAGGCCUGUGUGUAUAUAAUUUUAUGACUAAAUUAUAUGUCUCCUUUCACAUGGGUAUAUAUAUUUUUUUCUUUCCUUCCUUCUUUUUUUGCCCUUUUUUUCUGCUGGACGGUCACUGCAUGCUUUAGCAAUGAGAUGCGUACAAUAGUAGUAGAAGAAAAAAAAACUAUUCCUGAGCCAGGGCAGACCGUACAGAUGUCCUUUAGAUGUAGACUUAAAAAGGGGAAUUCUGUAUUUUCCAGUUUGCAUUAUGAGUUGUUGUAUAGAUUCUUUGUCACCAAACAUCAAACGUGAGAUCCUACAAUAACUCUUAUGAUUGUGAAGGUUCUGUAGGACGACCCAGAAAGCAGCUGGCUUUGGAACCGUAUCCACGCUGCGUCGUGGCCUGGCUUGCGCUAGGCUUAGCUGUGGUCUAGGGAAACAGGACAUUGGAUAGAACCAGGGCACAGCAGAACGGGUUAUAAUGCUAUUUGAAAUGGGACCUGGAUUUUAAGUGGUAAUGAAAACAAACAGUGUAUUUUAUUUUAUUUUUAUUAUUUUUCUUUUAUUUUUUAUUAUUUUUUUUGCUUUUGAACUGUGUCCUCUCUUUGCAAUACUGUGCACUGUUCCUGAUUCUAAUGUUUAUUGAACGUAAAAGUAUCUAAACCAUUAUUAAACCCAUUUCUACAGCACUGGUUAUAAACCCAUCAUUGUGUGUAAUAAAAAACAUUUCAGAGACAUCAUCCUAUAAAA